Molecule: messenger RNA, 815 nt
Organism: Styela clava
Lineage: Eukaryota; Metazoa; Chordata; Ascidiacea; Stolidobranchia; Styelidae
Source: RefSeq, a predicted model, not a curated record
CUUACUUGAGUAUCGAGUUUGCUAAAAAGAUCGGCGAAACGGUACCGGUACGGUGAGGUCUUACUUGAGGACCGGGUUUUCUGAAAAGAUCAGCGAAACGGUAACGUAUCGUAUUGAUUCAAAAAACAUUAUGUUACGAUUUUUCGUUGUUCUUGUUCUUGUCGGAUGUGCAUUCGCACAGUCCACAGAAGUGCCUACCGUGCAACCGAGCGUAUUCGACUGCUCCAGCUUGAAUCACGUGGAUGGCAAUUAUGCUUCUUCGAACUGCACCCAAUAUUACAGAUGCUACCCCGGAUCUGCCAAUGCACUCGUCUAUACCUGCAUCGAAGGAACAGUUUUCAACGCGGUCUCCGGCGAAUGCGACUGGCCAUUUAACGUCGCGCCACCUUGCGGAACAUGGGACGGUACUGGCACCACUGGCGCACCAUGGACUGGCAUUCCAGCAACACCAAGCCCCCACCUGUGCUUAGGAGAUCCUAACAACGAAGCAGUGCCAAACUGCUGCACCAAAUACUACAGCUGCGACGGUGUCGUUGCUGGGAACAACGCUCAUGUGAUGGAUUGUCCAUCAACCACAGUAUUCAACCCAGCGACUGAUGUUUGUGACUGGCCACACAAUGUUCCAGGAUGUGAGACAUCCGCUUGCACUCUCUAAGCCGUUCAGAAGUUUACAGAAGCAAGUCAUACAAUUUGACGAAGAAAAUUUAAUUUCUUGAAAUUAAUUUAAGCAAACAAGAAUGAGUAAUAAAAGUAUUUGAAUAUAAAUCGAAUUGUGCUUUUUCCGGGGCUUAGUGGUCAGAGCAAUGGUUUCCAGC